GCACUCGUGCCCAUCAAAUGGCAGCAGAGACUGAGGCUCCAAGCAAUUCUUCCGAUCCUAUGAUAAUUGAGAAUGAGUCGAAGCGUACAAAAUUGGAUCCGUCCAUAGAUACAGCAAAUGGAAGCACACGUCGCUCUCGAGGCCAAUUCUACGUGGAGACUCCAGUAUUUUCGAGCGUCGAUUGGAAAUCCAUAGAUUUUAUAUUGAUUACCAAUUAUAAAAAUAUGCUUGCGCUACCUUAUAUAACCGAAUAUUCGGAAUUUAAAGGAAAAGUUUAUGCAACAGAGCCUACGGUUAUAUUUGGAUGCCAAAUGAUGAAAGAGUUAGUGCAUUUUUUUGGCGAAAGUUCGGUUCCGGGUUCUUCUCGACAACGUGUACAUGCUAAAGCCGAAAAACCGAAUAUAUUUUAUGGUUUCACUGCUGAAAGUAACUUGGCUCAAUCUUUAUAUACAAUACCCGAUGUGCAGUCAUGUGUUGAUAAAAUACAGCCUGUCCGAUAUGGUGAAAAUCUUGAUUUAUAUGGAGUUAAAGUUACUGCUCAUAGCGCCGGAUAUUGUUUAGGUAGCGCUAAUUGGUCGAUAGUCUGUGAUACCGAAAAGAUUGCGAUGAUAUCCUCUUCUUCCAUAAUAACUGAUAUUCACCCAUUACCAUUUAGCAAAUCUGUAUUGGAUGAUGCUGAUGUUGUUAUAUUGAGUGAUUUGUGCGAUUCGCGUAAUGAAGAUGACAUCAGAUUAGAAUCUAUUUUACCUGUGUUACGUGAUAUCGGAAAUUAUGCAGGAGAUGUUUUGGCGAAUAAGGGAAAUGUUUUAUUUCCAUGUGCUCUUAAUGGUAUAAUGUUUGACGUGUUGGAUUAUCUUGGGAGGCAUCUAAAUUCCAGAGGACUUGGUGGUGUUCCAUUUUAUGCAAUUUCUCCCAUAGCUGAAGAAUCGCUUAAGUAUUCAUUUAUUUCAGGUGAAUGGAUGUGUGAAGAAAGACAGCUACGUAUGUACAUUCCAGAGAAUCCGAUGGUUCAUAAAGAUAUGUUUGAUAGGAAUCUACUCUACUACGCUGCUCGUGCUGAUAGUUCUCUCCAAGAAAUAUAUCAAGAACCAUGCGUUGUCUUUGCGGGUCAUUCUUCCCUGCGAAGUGGUGCAGUAAUUAACUUUAUUAAAAAAUGGGGAAAUAAUCCCAACAAUGCUAUCAUUUUCAUAGAAUCAGAAUUCAACUUUAAAGAAGCUAUUUCGGCAUUUGAUGGAUUACAAAUUAAAACAAUGCACCUUCCAAUUGAUAUUCGUCUUACAGUUGAACAAGUGAUUGAAAUGAUUAAAGAAUUUCAACCUCGAGAAAUACUGUUCCCUCACAGAGCAGUAAAAAAUGCAGACGACAUACGAAGACAAAUACCUUCUUCAUUGGUUACUUUGUACGAAUAUUUAGAUAUUGUUAAUAUCUCCAUAAAUUCACAGUAUAAGAGAACUUAUAUGGCAGAAGAUCUUGCAUCAGAAAUAUAUACAACAAACAUUGGUGAAACAAAGGUUGCUGCAUUGUAUGCAAAUCUCAAAACAUAUAAUAAUCAAUCUUCUUUGGUUCCUUCUGCAAGUAGUCAAAUAUUAAAACAAACAUAUGUUAUCGGAAAUAUUAAUGUAUCGAGCUUGAUAGAUAAACUAACUGAGCAGUUAUAUGGUUGUCUUAUUACGUUGGAUGAAGAUAUAAAAACUGGGAAGUGCACGAUUUACGUUGAUUCUCCAAAGGUUAUAAUCUCUUUAGAUGGUAACAAUAUUAAGGUUGAAACUAAAGAUAAUUAUACUAGAAAAUUGGUCUCGGAUGUUUUGAAUCAGCUAUUGAUAGCAUUUUGA
Dentiscutata heterogama is the source of this 1832-nucleotide messenger RNA. NCBI's taxonomy places the organism in Eukaryota, Fungi, Glomeromycota, Glomeromycetes, Diversisporales, Gigasporaceae. The record is from the annotation of a GenBank genome assembly.